AUGGAUAGGCCACCUGGCAAGCGGGACAGCAAGUUUUCAAGGAAAGCGGCAGAUGCUGAUGCUACCUACCCGCCGGUCGCUGGACGCGAGGGACUGAAAUCGCGCCUUGAUGGUAAUGAAGAAACCAAUAACGGCGUUCUCACGCUGCCGGAAUCACCUCAUCACGAAUCAACUCUUGCCGGCUUAAAAUUAGAUGAGACGCAGAUCAUCAAUGCUCAGCUUGACUCACCCAAUGUCGGCGUAAACUAUUUUACGCUCUAUCGUUAUGCAGACGUUUGGGAUUGCCUCAUCAUCACCAUCAGUGCUCUUUGCGCUAUUGCUGCUGGUGCUAUACUUCCUCUAUUAUCCAUACUGUUUGGGCAAUUAACAUCGGCAUUUCAGAGGAUAUCUCUUAAUACUAUAGCGUAUCAUGAUUUUGAGGCGCAAUUGAAUAAGAAUGUUCUGUACUUUGUCUACAUCGGCAUUGCCGAAUUCGCAACAGUCUACGUCUCGACUGUAGGUUUUAUAUAUACCGGAGAGCAUAUCACUCAAAAAAUUCGGCAAGAAUAUCUCAAAGCUAUUCUUCGUCAGAAUAUUGCCUUUUUCGAUAAUCUUGGAGCUGGUGAGAUUACCACACGCAUAACCGCUGACACCAAUCUCAUUCAAGAUGGCAUAUCUCAAAAGAUUGGCCUUACUCUCACAGCAAUUGCCACAUUUAUUACCGCAUUCAUCAUUGCCUACGCUACAUAUUGGAAACUGGCCCUCAUCUGUACAUCAACAAUUGUAUGCUUGCUACUGAUCAUGAGUGGAGGUUCUAAUUUCAUUAUUCAUUACAGUAAGCUGUCGUUUCAAAGCCUUGCCAACGGCAGCACUGUUGCCGAAGAAGUCAUAAGCUCUAUCCGAACGGCCACCGCGUUUGGAACCCACGAUAGGCUUGCACGACAAUAUGAUUCGCAUUUAAUUGCAGCUGAAAGAUCCGGUAUCAAAAUGCAAAUCAUCCAAGCGGUCAUGAUCGGCUCUCUUUACGCUAUAAUGUUCUGGAACUAUGGUCUGGGAUUUUGGCAAGGAUCGCGCUUUCUAGUCAAUGGGGAGGCCGACAUUGGUCAGAUUUUGACCAUCCUUAUGGCUAUUCUCACCGGUUCUUACUCACUUGGAAACGUUGCUCCGAACAGCCAGGCUUUCAAUAGCGCUGUGGCUGCCGCAGCCAAAAUAUACAGCACUAUUGAUCGCCAAUCGCCUCUUGAUCCAGCGGCUGAAGACGGAGAAACGCUCAAACAUGUUGAGGGUACCCUUGAACUACGAAACGUAAAACACAGAUAUCCUUCUCGACCUGAUAUCCUUGUGAUGGAUGACAUAAGUGUACUCAUUCCAGCUGGUCGUACAACUGCACUUGUGGGACCUUCUGGCUCUGGGAAGAGCACUAUUAUCGGGCUGGUAGAACGAUUUUACAAUCCCGUAGGCGGCGAGAUCCUCCUGGAUGGGCAUAACAUACAGUCCUUAAACCUUCGGUGGCUUCGUAACAAAAUCUCGCUCGUUGGACAAGAGCCUGUCCUCUUUUCCGCUACGAUUUUUGAAAAUAUAAAGUUUGGUCUGACCGGCACUCCAUUCGAGAAUGAGCCCGAAGAGGCGAAACAAAAUCGGAUUGAAGAAGCGGCCAAAAUGGCCAACGCACACAAAUUUAUUACUUCUCUGCCGGAUGGGUAUGGCACGCAUGUUGGGGAACGAGGCUUCUUGCUCUCAGGCGGCCAAAAACAGCGAAUUGCUAUUGCUCGUGCGAUCGUUGGAGACCCGAAGAUUCUAUUACUGGAUGAAGCCACGUCGGCGCUAGACACCAAAUCUGAAGAAAUUGUACAGGCUGCUCUCGACAAAGCUGCCGAGGGGCGCACCACUAUCACAAUUGCACAUCGACUAUCCACCAUAAAAACGGCCGAUAAUAUUGUCGUUGUAGUUGAUGGUAAGAUCGCGGAACAAGGGACUCAUGAAGAAUUACUCUGCGCACAAGGCGAAUAUUUCAACCUCGUGGAAGCCCAGAAGUCUGGUAACCUUAACGAAGCCCAAGGCAAGAGAAAAGCGUUUGUGGAAAAAGAAGAAGCCGCAGAAUCCGGUAUUUCUAUAGACAAUAUUUCCAGGGUCCCAACAUCUCAAAGCGGAGUAUCCGAGACGACGACGUACAAUGAAAAGUCAAUGGCAACACCCAGGCAGCAAAAUUUGGCCAACCAAUCAAUCGUCUCUCAGACUGAAAAGAUGACCGAGGCUGUAAAUUAUCUAUUACCAUGGAACCUGAUCAAGUUCACCGCGUCUUUUAAUCGGCCUGAGCUUAUAUUGAUUAUCAUUGGCCUUGCCUUUGCAAUCUUGGCUGGCUGUGGCCAGCCCUCUCAGGCUGUUAUCUAUUCCAAGGGAAUCAAUACAUUGGCACUACCACCGCCCCUUUACAAGAAGCUCAGGCAGGAUGCCAAUUUUUGGUCUCUCAUGUUAUUUAUCCUCGGUAUAGCCCAAUUUGUCCUCUUUUCUAUACAAGGCGUCUGUUUUGGAAUCAGCUCAGAAAGGUUACUUCGCCGCACUAGGAGCAAAACUUUCAGGGUUAUACUACGACAAGAUACGACUUUUUUUGACGAACAUACCACUGGCGCUCUGACAUCCUUUCUCUCCACUGAACCCAAAUACCUGUCAGGCAUCAGUGGAGUAGUACUUGGCACUAUUCUAAUGGUGUCGACGACGCUGACGGCAUCAAUGGUCGUUGCCCUAGCCAUUGGAUGGAAACUGGCUUUAGUAUGUAUCUCCAUCGUGCCUGUACUCUUGUUUUGUGGCUUUUGCAGGGUCUCGAUGCUAGCUCGAUUCCAAGCCCAGUCCAAGAAGGCCUACGAAAGGUCCGCCAGCUAUGCUUGCGAGGCAACCUCGGCUAUCCGCACAGUGGCUUCGCUCUGUCGUGAAGACGAUGUUUUCGCCACCUACAAAGCCCAGCUAGAUGAUCAAGCACGAACUAGUUUUUUUUCCGUGCUGAAGUCCUCGACUUUUUAUGCGUUAUCACAAGCACUUACUUUUUUUUGCAUGGCCUUGGGAUUUUGGUAUGGUGGCACACUACUCGGUAAGCACGAGUAUACCAUUUUCCAAUUUUUCGUCUGCUUCAGCGAAGUCAUAUAUGGCGCUCAAGCCGCAGGCUCAGUCUUCUCCAACGCUCCAGAUAUCGGAAAAGCCAAGAAUGCAGCUGCUGAGCUGAAAAAUGUCUUCGACCGCAAACCCUCGAUUGACGUAUGGUCUAAGGAAGGCGAUAACAUCGACAACGUUGCAGGAUCUAUUGAAUUCCGCAACGUGCACUUCAGAUAUCCCACACGCCCCACACAGCCCGUGCUUUCUGGUCUUAACCUGACGGUUAAACCUGGGCAGUUCGUGGCUUUGGUUGGCGCCAGUGGAUGUGGGAAGAGUACAACGAUUGCGCUACUUGAGCGCUUCUACGAUGCACUUUCGGGUUCUAUUUAUGUCGACGGCAAGGAUAUUUCACACCUGAAUGUCAAUUCAUAUCGAAGUCAUCUUGCUCUCGUCAGUCAAGAGCCAACGCUUUAUCAAGGCACUAUUCGCAGCAAUAUUCUCCUCGGCAGCAACGAUCUGAGCGUGACGGAGGAGCAGGUGAUAAAGGUUUGUAAAGAUGCCAACAUAUAUGACUUCAUUCUUUCGCUCCCAGAGGGCUUGGACACACUGGUUGGUAACAAGGGUGGCAUGUUAUCCGGUGGACAGAAACAGCGUGUUGCCAUUGCCCGGGCGCUUCUUCGAGAUCCAAAAAUCCUUUUACUUGAUGAAGCAACCUCGGCUCUUGACUCGGAGUCAGAGCGAGUGGUCCAAGCAGCUUUAGAUGCUGCGAUGCGAGACCGCACAACCAUCGCAGUGGCUCAUCGUCUCAGUACGAUUCAAAAGGCAGACGUCAUUUACGUAUUCGACCAAGGCCGUAUUGUAGAAAGCGGAACUCAUCAUCAGCUAAUAAAACAGAAGGGUCGCUACCAUGAGCUGGUGUAUCUGCAAAGCAUCGAAGAUUUGGCCUAG
Molecule: messenger RNA, 4014 nt
Organism: Trichoderma asperellum CBS 433.97
Lineage: Eukaryota; Fungi; Ascomycota; Sordariomycetes; Hypocreales; Hypocreaceae
Product: GTPase-activating protein
Biological process (GO): transmembrane transport
Cellular component (GO): membrane
Molecular function (GO): ABC-type transporter activity; ATP binding; ATP hydrolysis activity
Source: RefSeq, a predicted model, not a curated record